Molecule: messenger RNA, 909 nt
Organism: Aspergillus steynii IBT 23096
Lineage: Eukaryota; Fungi; Ascomycota; Eurotiomycetes; Eurotiales; Aspergillaceae
Exons: 3
Coding region: 65-712 (215 amino acids)
Cellular component (GO): cytoplasm; membrane
Source: RefSeq, a predicted model, not a curated record
CAUUGAUCCCCAUCGCUCUUUACCAUGUCCUAGUCACUCCUUUUAUCCUCACUAAUUCCAAAGCAUGCCCCGAUCCCCUUUACCCUCCAUCCUCCUGCAAGCCACCAUCCUCAAUGCCAUCUCCAACCUCCUGGCGCAGGUGAUAGACCAGUACCAGAAAGAUGCCCCAUUCACACUCAACACCCUAGCCCUGCUCCAAUUCAUCACCUACGCACUCAUCAUCGUCCCCAUCAACUUCUCAUUCCAGAACUGGCUCGAGUCCAGCUUUCCGGGCUUCCCAACAUGGCAGCGCCUGAAGCCCCGGAAGCCCACCCCCCAUCCCAGUCUCGAUCUGGACAUGGACGGCGUGGCCAUCGACAUCCUGCCGUCUGUGAAGGACAAGCCGAUCCCGAUGUUCCAGCCCCGAAAGGCCAGCCAGCGGUCUGGAACGUGGAACUUCGCGAUGAAGUUCCUGCUCGAUCAGACGGUUGGGUCGGUGGGCAAUAUCGUGCUCUUUGUGGUGCUGAUUAAUUUGUUGAAGGGCGUGGCGUGGUCGAGGACGUGGGAGUUGGUUGCUGAGGACUUCGAGCCCAUCAUGAUCGCAAGACUCAAGUAUCGCCCGGUUGUCUCGACGCUCAUGUACACGGUUGUGCCGGUGGAGCGGCGAGUGGUGUUUGGGAGUGCGUGUGGCGUCAUCUGGGGGGUUUAUCUGAGUCUGUAUGCAGCUGUGUAGGCUGGUUUCCUUCCUUCAUUCUUUUAUCCUUCUUUCUCUUUUCUACCUUCCUUCGUUAUGUGGCUCCUUUCUUUGGGCUCUCUUUUUUCCCUCAUUCUUUGGGUUCUCUUUUGUUUGGCUUCGGUUUCAUUCUACUUUCUCUUUGGUAACAUCCAUGAUACCUUACAAUUAGAUAGAUGUUGUGUGUACUAUAAUAC